AUGGAAUCAAGAAAAAUGAAGACAAAUUUAACUUCAUGUCCUCCUUCGCCAUUACCAAAUCCUCCGUCAACUUCAGUCUUUAAGGACUUGUCGAAUUUCAAAACCCCAAAUCAGGCCUCACGAACCCUUAGUUUCCAGUCUAGUCCUUAUUCCAAGCAACCCAAGUUCUUCACUGCCUCAAAAAACACCCCCGUCUCCCAUUCACGACGCGGCUUGAAAACCUCAUCUUUGAAAUCAAAGACGGCACAGAGAUUGAAGGCAUUUGAGCUCGAGCAAUCCAAGUCGGCCAGGAAGGUCCAAAUCGAAAAGGAAAAAUCACUUCAAUCACUUGCAAGAUCGCUCACCGUAUGGCUGAAUUUUUUGUUUGAAAACCCUGGUUCCUGUGGUUGCAAUGUUUCGGGGUUCACGGGAGAAGUUGACGGGUCUGGAGGGGGUGCAGGUGACGCCAUGGAGAUCUUAGUUAACAACGGGAAGAGGGACAUCAUGCCGGUCCGUGGAGUGGGAGUUGACGGGCCUUGGCGAGGUCCAAAGAGGCAGAAAGAUUCAUCGUGGAGAGGCAUGGGUAGUGCAGAAGGGGGUGAUGCUGGAUUUUCCAAUUCUUUGUAUUCAGGGUUGAGGGCUUCUUUGCGAGAUAUUUGUAGCUUCGAGGAUUUAAAGGAGAGAAUGAGGGUUUACUUGAGUUUGGGUAGUUGUAAAGAGAUUUUCGAGACAAUGACACAAGUAACAAAGAAUAUUGAUGAAGGCAGGCUAAAAAUGAGGGCAAGUUGCCCCAUAGUUAGUGAUGUAAGGAUGAAGGAAAAAGCCUUGAGAAUUCUAAUGUGCUACAACCCAAUUUGGCUUCGGAUUGGGUUAUACAUUAUCUUGGGCGGUGACUCAUUAUUGGCAAAUGCUAAUGUCAAUUCCGAGCAAGAGAUUGUGUUCUUGAGGAUGGUAAUUGAUAAACAAUUCUUCUCACACAGUGGAUUAGCCAAAGCCUAUGCUUACAACAAGUCAGUUGAGGGGUUAUAUAGACCAGGUUACUAUGAAAAUUUGGGGAAUGUAAUCUUGAAGAGAUUAUUAUUACUUGUUAUCAUACUUGAUAGAGCAAAAUCUCAAACCAGUCUCCCCCUUAAAUACGGUAUUGAUGGACUGGAUGGUGGAUCUCCUUUAUUGUUCUCUUUGAAAUCAAAUAUUAAAUCAAGCCGUCAAGUGCUCAAUGAUGUUUUGUCAUCUGAUGUGAUGCAUGGGGAAGGAAAUCUUCUUGCACAUCUUGUAAUUGUCGGGUAUAAAGUAACUUAUCAACAGAGUCAUUUGAUCGAGUAUGAUUUCAAAGUCACAGAUUUAUUUGAAGAUCUGAAAGAUGGGAUCAGGCUUUGCAGAUCUAUUCAGCUCUUAAAACACGAUUCCUCCAUUCUCAUGAAAGUGGUGGUUCCAUCUGAUACCCUAAAAAAGAGAAUGGUUAAUUGUGGUAUUGCACUGCAAUAUCUAAAGGAGGCUGGUGUGUCGUUACUUGAUGAAGAUGGAGCAGAGAUUAUAGGAGAAGAUGUUGUAAAUGGAGACAAGGAGCUUACACUUUCCUUGCUAUGGAACAUGUUUGUUCACUUACAGUUGCCGCAAUUAAUCAACAAAACACUUUUGUCAGAAGAAAUCUCAAAGAUCCGGGGAGUUGUGGAACAAUCAAGCACCGAGAGUCUCUUGGACUUGCUUCUGAGCUGGGUUCAGGCUAUUUGUGAAAGUUACGAUCUCAAGAUUGAAAAUUACUCCUCCUUGUUGGAUGGAAAAGCCAUGUGGUGCUUGCUUGAUUACUACUUUCGCAAGGAACAUGACUGUUCAUGUUCUUUUAAGGACAUAGAUGCUACAACGAAUAAAGUUUCGAUUAUGUCAGCAAUUGAGUAUACAGAUGCAGUGCACAAUUUCAUUCUUACUCAAAAGUUAACAUCAUUAUUGGGAAACUUUCCUGAGGUUUUACAAGUCAGUGAUCUACUUGAACAUAAUGGUGCAUGUAAUGGCCGAAGCGUAGUUGUCCUCUUGGUGUUUCUCUCAUUUCAACUUCUAGUGAAAAGAAACACGGAUACACUAAAUUUUCAUAAAUUGUUGGGUUUCAACUGUCAGAGCCCAUACAGGAGGCGCUUAAGUACAGGGAGGUGGAGCAAUGAGGAAGAUAACAAUAGGAAUUUUAAGGCUAUAAUGACUUGGUGGCAAGACAUGGCUCGGCAAAACAAUAAGUGCAAUUUAACUCAGGCAACUCUUUCUCCACAUUGCCACUUGACUGGCAAAAGGGAUAGUAAUGUGCAAAGAGAAAAUGCUGCAACUAUAAUACAGUCUCACUUCAGGCGAUUAGUGCAACGUCGAAAUUAUUUGAGAAAAAGGGAUGCAGUUCUGGUUUUGCAAAAUGUCUUAUGGUCUUGGCUGUCAGUGAAGAAAAAAUUAUUUGUUAAGAAGGCCAAUGCAAGGAACACCCAAUCAUCAAUUUUUAGCAUGGAGCAUACAGAAAAUUUUGGAACAUAUAACGCCUUAAUGGUUGACAGAUAUUAUUUUGUCAACUUGAAAAAGUGUAUCAUAGUCAUUCAGCGCGCCACAAGGGCCUGGAUUUCUCGGAGGCAAUGCAGUGGAGACAGGCAUUAUUUUCUCACCUUGAAAAGGUCUAUUAUAAUCAUUCAGCAUGCAACAAGGGCCUGGAUUUCUUGGAGGCGCUGCAGUAAAGGUGCCAUGUGUAAGGAUUUGUCCACUCCAGGUCAUGUUAAUGCUAUCACUGUUAUUCAGAGAUGCAUUCGUGGAUGGAAUGCGAGGUCUGUGGUUGAUCAAAGAGUGAACGAGAAAAGAAAUGCUUCAGGUAUGUCCAAAGAAAAUGAAGUGACUGAUCUUCGUAUUAUAGCAGCAUUCACUAUUCAGCAUGCAUGGCAAAACUUCACCAGCCACAAAUUUGUCCGAAGUCAGAACUGUGCUGCAACUAAAAUCCAGAGUUAUUAUCGUGGUUGGUUGAUGAGAAAACACUUUGCAAAAAAGAAGCAAGCAGUUAUAACAAUUCAAAACAUUUUCAAGUGUUUAAAGUUCAGAAGGGAUUUCUAUCUUCACAGAAAGAAAAAUACGUCAGCAAUUAUUAUCCAAUCUCAUGCUCGUGGAUGGAUGGCACGGAAAUUUUUUUACAGGCAAAAGUCUCUUAUUGUUAUGAUGCAAAACUGUUGCCGUGGGUGGUUGCAAAGGAGUGAAUUUUUGUGUCAAAAGGAUGCUGCUAGGAAGAUCCAAAGUGCUUUCUGGUACUUCAAUUGUCGUACAGCCUUUCUUUCUCUCAAGAGUGCUGCUAUUGACAUUCAGCGGUUCAUCAGGGGAGAGAAUACUAGGAAGAGGCUUCUAGGAGCUUCUUGCUAUCGUAAGACAGCAAGAGAUAGCUUCCAGGGCUUUGAAUUGAAGAUAUUUCUGCAAUCAGUUUUGAAGUUACAAAGAUGGUGGAGGAAUGUUCUACUACUCAGAGUCAAAAUAAAGUCGGUAAUUGUUAUUCAAUCACAAUUUCGAGGAUGGAUUGCAAGACGAAUUGCUGCAAUAGAGAGACAGCGUAUUGUUGUAAUUCAGUCAUAUUGGAAAGGUUACCUUGCUAGGAAAGAUUCAAGAGCUCAAUUACUGGAUUUGAGGUUGAGAGUGCAACGAUCUGCUGCUAAUGUAGACGAUAGUUUGCGUUUAAUAAACAGACUUGUUGCAGCACUUACAGAACUUCUGAGUAUGAGAAGUGUCAGUGGUAUUCUGCAUACCUGUGCAACUUUGGAUAUGGCUACAAAACAUUCACAGAAAUGUUGUGAAGAACUUGUUGCUGUGGGUGCUGUAGGCACAUUAUUGAAGCUGAUCCGCUCUGUCAGCCGUAGCAUCCCAGAUCAACAAGUACUUAAACACGCACUCUCUACUCUAAGAAACCUUGCACGAUAUCCACAUCUCACCGAACUUGUAAUUGAGAAUCAGGGAUCAGUGGAAACAAUUCUGUGGGAGUUUCUACGGAACAAGGAGGAAGCAUAUUUCAUUGCAUCCGAGCUUUUAAAGAAAAUAUGUCAGAACCAGAGAGGUGUAGACGCCGUACACAAUUCACCAGGCCUUUUGAGGAGGUUACACAACCUUGUGGUAGAACUUGCAAGGAAGGCUGGAAAUGAUAAGAGUUACACUAGGAACUUGGUGGCAAAAGAGCAGGCAGAGAGAAGAUUAAGAGAGGCUGUUGAGCUCUUGGAGCUGAUUACAAAUUCGGGGACAUAG
Molecule: messenger RNA, 4215 nt
Organism: Fraxinus pennsylvanica
Lineage: Eukaryota; Viridiplantae; Streptophyta; Magnoliopsida; Lamiales; Oleaceae
Source: the annotation of a GenBank genome assembly